Molecule: messenger RNA, 1589 nt
Organism: Passer montanus (Eurasian tree sparrow)
Lineage: Eukaryota; Metazoa; Chordata; Aves; Passeriformes; Passeridae
Product: 34 kDa spicule matrix protein-like
Exons: 2
Coding region: 57-1085 (342 amino acids)
Source: RefSeq, a predicted model, not a curated record
GGUCCCGCCUUUAUUGGGGGAGGGGAGCCCCGGAUUUGGGGUCGGGGGAACCGAAAAUGGGGCUGGGGUCCCAAAAACGGGGAGGGGACCCCAAAAUUUGGGGCUGGGGUCCCAAAAUUUGGGUUCAGAACCCCAAAAAUUUGGGGUUGGGGUCCCAAAAACGGGGCUGGGAUCCCAAAAUUUGGGUUCAGAACCCCCAAAAUUUGGGGCUGGGGUCCCAAAAUUUGGGUUCAGAACCCCAAAAAUUUGGGGUUGGGGUCCCAAAAACGGGGCUGGGAUCCCAAAAUUUGGGUUCAGAACCCCCAAAAUUUGGGGCUGGGGUCCCAAAAUUUGGGUUCAGAACCCCAAAAAUUUGGGGUUGGGGUCCCAAAAACGGGGCUGGGAUCCCAAAAUUUGGGUUCAGAACCCCCAAAAUUUGGGGCUGGGGUCCCAAAAUUUGGGUUCAGAACCCCAAAAAUUUGGGGUUGGGGUCCCAAAAACGGGGCUGGGAUCCCAAAAUUUGGGUUCAGAACCCCCAAAAUUUGGGGCUGGGGUCCCAAAAUUUGGGUUCAGAACCCCAAAAAUUUGGGGUUGGGGUCCCAAAAACGGGGCUGGGAUCCCAAAAUUUGGGUUCAGAACCCCCAAAAUUUGGGGCUGGGGUCCCAAAAUUUGGGUUCAGAACCCCAAAAAUUUGGGGUUGGGGUCCAAAAAAUGGGGCUGGGGUCCCCAAAAUGGGCAGGGGGACACAAAAUUUGGGUUCAGAACCCCAAAAAUGUGGGGCUGGGGUCUCAAAAAUGGGAGAGGUGACCCCAAAAUUUGGGUUCGGAACCCCAAAAAUUUGGGGUUGGGGUCCUGAAAAUGGGGCUGGGGUCCCAAAAUCUGGGGCUAGGGUCCCCGAAUUUGGGGUUGAACCCCAAGAAUUUGGGGCUGAGACACCAAAAUUUGGGUUUGAACCCCAAAAAUUUGGGGUUGGGGUCCUGAAAAUGGGGCUGGGGUCCCAAAAUCUGGGGCUAGGGUCCCCGAAUUUGGGGUUGAACCCCAAGAAUUUGGGGCUGAGACACCAAAAUUUGGGUUUGAACCCCAAAAAUUUGGGGUUGGGGUCCUGAAAAUGGGGCUGGGGUCCCAAAAACUGGGGGAGGGGACCCCAAAUUUUGGGGCUGAGGUCCCAAAAAUGGGGCCAGGACCCCAAAAUCUGGGGCAGGGGUCCCCAAAAUUGGGGGCUGGGGUCCCAAAAUGUGGAUUUGGAACCCCAAAUGUGAGACAGGGACCCCAAAAUUGAGGCUGGGGUCCCCAAAAUGGGGUUGGGACCCCAAAAUUUGGGUUUGGGAUCCUAAAAUCUGGGGUUGGGACCCCAAAAACGGGGCUGGGGUCCCAAAAUGGGGUUGGGACCCCAAAAUUUGGGUUUAGGAGCCCAAAAUCUGGGGUUGGGACCCCAAUUUUGGGGCUGGGGUACUAAAAAUGGGUCAGGGACCCCCAAAAUCUGAGCCCAAGACCCCAAAAUUUGGGUUUGGGACCCCAAAAAUGGGGCUGGGGUCCCAAAAUUGGGGGUCGGGACCCCCAAAAUCUGAGUGCAGGACCCCCAAAUUUGGGGGUUUGACCCCAAAAUCUGA